Messenger RNA from Exophiala mesophila, 2794 nucleotides. RefSeq lists its product as uncharacterized. Gene Ontology annotation, cellular component: early endosome; Golgi apparatus; fungal-type vacuole. Lineage: Eukaryota; Fungi; Ascomycota; Eurotiomycetes; Chaetothyriales; Herpotrichiellaceae. The transcript has a single exon. Bases 1 to 2679 code for a protein of 892 amino acids. Gene Ontology annotation, biological process: transmembrane transport; intracellular copper ion homeostasis; chloride transport. The record is from RefSeq and is a predicted model, not a curated record. Gene Ontology annotation, molecular function: voltage-gated chloride channel activity.
AUGGCACUCAUCCCUCGACCAUCACUUGAGCCCAGAAUUCCCUCUCUGGUACCGUCACAAGCACUGUUCCAGACAUAUCCUUCGGGCCAUGAUAGACGGGUCGAUGUUAUGACCUCGCGCGUCUCCUCCUCGACCUCGUCCGCGCCUCCGCGUCCCUCCUUAAGCCAUCGACGAUUCUCCAGGCGCCAAUCCACCGUCUCUAGUAUCGAGCAUGGCGACGACCUACCCCCCAUCACACCGCAAGACCAGGCAAUCACCGAAGAGAUAGCCGAGAUCAAGAGAUACGAAGAUUUCACCACCAUUGAUUGGGUCCAAGAUGCUGCUCAGGAACAACUCCGCAGAAGCGCCAGACGGAGAGAGAGCAAGUUCUUUGCCAGGGAUGGAGCCUUGGGAUGGCGGCGCAAGAUCUGGGAAGCAUAUGAUGCUGCACAAGCCUGGGUCGUCAUCACAUUGGUGGGUAUUGUUAUUGGGUUGAAUGCUGCCGCUCUGAACAUCAUCACGGAAUGGUUAUCAGACGUCAAGCUGGGAUACUGCACCACGGCUUGGUAUCUCAACGAAGGCUUUUGCUGUUAUGGCGCUGAACAGGGAUGCGUUGAGUGGAAGAGGUGGACUUCGUUCACAGUCGCCAACUAUUUCAUCUACGCCAUCUUUGCAGUCCUGCUGGCUUUUGUCUCCGCCUUUCUCGUCAAGGCUUAUGCGCCCUAUGCUGCUGGUUCAGGCAUUUCCGAGAUCAAAUGUAUCAUUGCUGGCUUCAUCAUGAAGGGAUUUCUCGGUUUCUGGACCUUUCUCAUCAAGUCGAUAUGUUUGCCUCUGGCUAUCGCCUCAGGCUUGUCGGUUGGCAAGGAAGGGCCUAGUGUCCACUACGCCGUGUGCGUGGGGAAUGUCAUCUCAAGAUUUUUCAGCAAAUAUAGGGACAGCGCUUCCAAGACCAGGGAGAUUCUCACAGCAACCGCCGGUGCUGGGGUGGCAGUCGCCUUUGGUAGUCCCAUUGGCGGUGUGCUUUUCUCCCUCGAAGAGAUGGCUACACACUUCCCUCUCAAGACGCUUUGGCGAAGCUACUUUUGCGCUUUGGUCGCCACGGCUGUGUUAAGCGCGAUCAACCCUUUCCGGACCGGACAGCUGGUCAUGUUUUCCGUCAAGUACGACCGAGACUGGCACUUCUUCGAAGUCGUCUUUUACAUCAUCCUGGGCAUCUUUGGUGGAUUAUAUGGCGCCUUUGUCAUCAAGUACAAUCUCAUGGCCCAGUCCUUCAGAAAAAAGUAUCUGUCCAACUUUGCCAUUCCUGAAGCAGUUGUGCUUGCAGGUGCCACGGCGCUCCUCUGUUACCCCAACAUGUUCCUCCGGAUCGACAUGACAGAAAUGAUGGAAAAGCUGUUCCGUGAGUGCGAGGCCGACUAUGAUUAUGAUGGACUGUGUGAGCCCAAGAAUCGCUGGUCUCUGGUGGCCUCCCUGUUGGUUGCCACCAUAUUGCGCGUCUUUCUUGUCAUUAUUUCGUACGGCUGCAAAGUGCCAGCCGGUAUUUUUGUGCCUUCCAUGGCCAUCGGGGCUUCAUUUGGUCGAAUGCUGGGCAUCAUCGUGCAAUGGCUGUAUGAAACAUUUCCAGAUUCACAGUUCUUUGCUUCUUGUCAGCCAGAUGUCCCAUGCAUUACCCCCGGGACAUACGCCUUCCUGGGAGCCGGCGCAGCCUUGAGUGGCAUCAUGCAUUUGACCAUUUCUGUCACUGUCAUCAUGUUUGAACUGACAGGGGCUCUGACCUAUAUUUUGCCCACGAUGAUUGUUGUUGGCGUGACCAAGGCUGUGGGCGACCGCUUUAGCAGUGCGGGUAUUGCAGACCGGAUGAUCUGGUUCAACGGCUUUCCAUUCCUUGACAACAAAGAAGAGCACUCUUUCGGCGUGCCUGUAUCGCGGGUCAUGACGAACAUGGUGAGCUUGCUUCCUGCAUCAGGCAUGGAAAUCAAGGCCAUCCAAAAGCUGCUGAGCGACACCAGCUAUUCGGGAUUUCCCGUGGUGGAGGAUCGAGAAUCCAAGGUGUUGCUGGGCUAUAUUGGGAGAACCGAACUCCAAUACGCUAUCGACCGAGCGAAAAAGCAGGGAAACCUAUCUUCUGACGCCAAAUGUACUUUUGUGACUUCAUCUGAGGAUGAGGAAGAUACAGGAGCGCCUCUUAGUCCUGCCGUGACCUUUGAUGCGAUGGCCAUUCAAAAUGCCGAUUUCAGCUCCUUUGUCGAUCGAACGCCCAUCACAGUACAUCCGAGACUGCCUCUGGAAACAGCCAUGGAGCUAUUCAAAAAGAUGGGGCCUCGGGUCAUCUUGGUGGAUCACCAUGGCCGCUUGGAGGGUCUUGUGACGAUCAAAGACUGUCUGAAAUUCCAAUUCAAGGCUGAAGCACAAGAGCAUGCAGCAGCAGCUCUGCGAGACGAAUCUAUUGCACACAAUGAGAGAUUUAUUGAUGUCCUACGGCGAAUUGGGGACGCGAUUGCAGACAAGAUCAACAAUCUUUCUCGAGGACGUUUAAAACUCAGCCCGCGCAUGGCUCGGGGUGGAGCGGGCCGCUGGUCGAGGGUGGCAGGGGAGGAUGAUCAUGGAGACGACUAUACUAAUGACUAUCACAAUGAAGCGGAAAUACUGGAUGGAACUGAAGACAUAACAGAACAUGGAGUAGAGAUGGAUCACCGUUGACAGAGACGGCAGGGGAGCAGGUGAGGGAGCACCCCUCCAUGUACAUUAUCAUUAACAUUAACGACUGUUUUAUCUUGAGCAUUCACUGUUUUCUGGAUUCUGGAAGCUGCUCGUG